AUGGCGGAGCAGCCCAGGCGCACAAAGGCGCACUUUUCCCUCCUCCAGGCACCUUCCUCCCCCGCCUUGAAAGCCCAUCGCCGGCUCCAACCGCUUUUGCCUGCCUCUCUCUCAAUCCCUCCUCCUCCUCCUCCUCCUGCUGACUCAGUCCAAGGGACAAACUCAAAGGGCAACCCAUUGGCUCGGCAGGCACAGCUUCCCCGGCGCUCGGAGGAUGUGGACCCGAAGGGAGGCUUCUUCUGCCGCCCUGGAGAGCCCUCCCUGAGCCCCAAAGGAAGGGAAGGGAAAGGAAGGGGCCAAGCCACUCCAGCAGGCUCGCCUUUCCGUCCCAGAAACAAAGACGCCCGAAGAAGUUGCCCCUCUGCUUUCCCUGCCAGGAGCAGAAGUCACCAUGACAGCCAUUGCUGUGCAGAUAUAACCUUUUCUCUUUUCUUUUUUUGGGAAUUUCUCUUUAAGGCCCAGUGGCUGCGUGCUCAUGGAAGGCCUAAGAAGUUGUUUUUUGAGACUUUUAUCCGGAGCCUCAUUAUCCUCUGCGUUGCAAUAUCCGUUGUCCUGUCUUCCAUCGCAGUGUGUGAUGGCCACUGGCUGUUUGCCAAAGGAAAGCUCUUUGGAUUGUGGCACUUCUGUACCAUCAGCAACAACAGUGCCCUCAAAUGUGACACCAACCUGACUUUGGCCAACGUCAGAGGGUUGAACAUAGGAAUGACUCUUGCAAGAAGUAUGGUGUCUUUUGCUGUCGUGGUGGCCAUCUUUGGCUUGGAACUUCUCAUGGUCUCGCAAGUGUGUGAAGACAUCAACUCAAGAAGAAAAUGGUCAAUGGGAUCGGUCCUCAUUCUUGCCUCUUUUCUGCUCUCAUCAGCUGGGGUGCUGAGCUUCUUAAUCCUUCUGAGGGACUACAUCUCCUUCACAGGCUUUACACUGACCUUCUGGUGUGAGUUUAUUGCUGCCUUCCUUUUCUUUCUUAAUGGAAUCAGCGGACUUCAUCUUAAUCACCUAACCUUUCCAUGGAGCAGAUUGAGAAAAAUUAACAAUGAUGACCAACAGUUCUGCUAAAUAAACUGGGAGCAUAUUGUAGUCUAUCAGCAUUUGAGAAAAGCACACACCAUGUUUUCUGAAUAUAUAAUAAGAGGAAAAUGAUUUGCCCAUAGGACCAGUAGAGGACAACCAUUGAAAGUUGGAUGUUACAGCCUCCUAUAUUUUUUUUUAAAAAAAUAAUUCUUUGAUGUGAAUGGUUCAUAUGUUUUUAGAGACCCCAAUGCAGCCAAGUCUCAUGGAAAUCAAGGGAUCCAGUUAACACAUUUAAGAAAUUUAACAAAUUCCAGUACUUUCCAGUGGGUUUAGUCAUAACUAGUUUUGCCUGAACUACUGAGCUGGCCAAAUUCAGUAUUCAAGUGGGAUGGGAGACACACAUUGUAAAUUUGCUUCUCUCUCUCUCUCUUAAAUCUCUACAACCUAAAUUUUGAUCUAUCAAGUUAACAUUGAUUCAGUGAAUCUAUUCUAAUAGGGCCUAGAAAUUGAGUUUAGAUACAUUACUUUAUUUUUGUACUGCAACAGUAAAAACAAACAUUUACACUCCACUGAAUGUUGGACAAUGCCAAUUCGAGCUUACAUUCCAAAAUAAAUAAUUUCAGUUUAAUUUAAGGAUCACAUUCCAAAUAAAUAAUUUCAGGUUAAGGAUCAAAGCCCAUGGUAGGACUUUGAUCCUUAUUCUUUCUUCAUAAAAAUCUAUGUGAUAUGUAUAUAAAAUGCAAGCAUUUUUAUCAGACUGUGUGCUAUGGAGAAUAUUUCUUUUGAACUGUGCCUAUAAAUUUAUUUUCUAUCGAGGUGGAAAUCAUCUCUCCCUCCAUUAGUUGUGAUGGCUAGGACUGUUCAGAAUUGCCAUUCAACAACAUCUGAAAGGCUUCAUAUGGUAAUUUUCACAUUUUAUAUGGUGACUUUAGUUCCAAGUAACAAGGAAGUCAUACAUAUCUCUUCCUGAACCCCUCACCAUCAUCUACUACUUUUAACAAUUUUAACACAAACCUUUGGCCCUCUAUAUCCCAUAGAUUUUAAUUAGUGUAGCCAAUGAUAAAAGAUGUUGGGGGUUGUCCAUGAAAAUAUUUGGAGGGCCAAGGUUUUCUAUCCCAACUUAGAUCUUUCUUCCCUUGAUAUUUAUUUCUAGCUCUUUCCAAUCUCUGCCCAGAUCUUUCUUCCACUUGAAAGCUUUUCUGUUUUUCUAGUAAAAGUACACUGUGAUAGUGGUGGUGAGUGAAGCAAAAAGCAUGACUUCCAUUGAAAAUGCACAUGGAUUGAGCUGGCUUGGACCAUGAUAAAGCCACUUGAUUUUUAACUGCAGCGAAAACAUAUUGGGACAGUGGCUUUACUCUUAACAAGAAACUGAAUGUUUGCAUUCUGAAAUAAUACCAACACUACUUACUUAUGUAAUCACUAUUUGAUUCUGUAUAUGAAAUGUGAAAGGGAACUUCUUUGUACUUCCACCUUUGUUUUCAUGACAUUCAAACCUCCUUGGUUUUGGGAAGCAGCUCUUAAAAUCAAAAUGCUCCAUGCAGAAAUCCUGAUUUCAUUAAUCUCCUACACCAGUGGUUCUCAACCUGUGGGUCCCCAGAUGUUUUGGCCUUCAACUCCCAGAAAUUCUAACAGUUGGUAAACUGCCUGGGAUUUCUGGGAGUUGUGUGCCAAAGCACCUGGGGAUCCACAGGUUGAUAACCACUGCCCUCCAUAUUUUCACCUCUCUGCUAUGUGGCUUCGUAUUGUGUCAGAUUAACAAAACAUAAAUAAUAAACCAACCAGUUCUGUUAUAAGCAAACAUUUACCAGGAAGAGAUUAUGGUGAUGACAAUGAUGGUUUCAAAAAAUUGAUUCUUGAUCAUCUGAUUCUGUGACAAGAUGGUAUGUCCAAACAACUGAAAUGAGGACCAAGAAAGCAACAAAAGGUGUGUUUGCAUUGUAGAAUUAAUGCAGUUCGACACCCACUUUAACUGCCAUGACUCUAUAGGAGCUGAAGUUUGAUAAGGCACCAACAGUCUUUGGCAGAGAAGCUAAAGACCCUGUCAAACUGCAACUCCCUGAUUCCUUUGCAUUGAGUCAAGGCAGUGAAAUCUGUGCCAAGCUGCGUUAAUUCAUCACUGUGGGUGCACCCUAAAUCCCUUAACAGCUGAGAUGCAAACUAUCUACACAGACUGAAUUUUUCAAAAGGGAGCUUCCCUUUUGGAUAAUAAUGGUGGUGGAAGGAACUUGAGACUUCAAAGUGGCAUUGCUUUGUUUGUGCAGUCCUGAGAGGACAGGAUGUAGAUUGUAGAUUAAUGUGCUAAAAUAUAUAUUUCUGUCUUAUCAAAAACACAGGAAGUUAAUUCCCUGUUUUCUGUCUCAGAAGGCAUUCCUUAAAGCUAGAAAUAUUCAUUGUUGUUGCUGCUUUUUAAAAAAGAAAUUAACACUAGAACUAGAGUACUGUUGGACAGUUAUGAAUGUGUAACCUGCUUGUUACUAUUUUCUGUCCACAAUCCCUGAAUAGUAGCCUCUAGUUUAGGGUAUACAUAGGGGCUGUAAAAGUCCACCAAUCCUCAUUUACUGGGCAGCAGCUGCCGCAAUCAACAAGUGCCUGUUCUCAUGUCAACUGAGAAACAAUUGCCUGAUGACCCACAUCCCAACAGAAGUGAAGUCAGGGGUAUGGAGGAACUGCAAGUGGCAUCCCACUUCUGCCUGCCCCAAAAGAGCUCGCUCACUGGAAGGGAUGUUGCUGCCAAUAAAUCUGUGUCCCAAUUGACCUCUGCUACUGAGUGAUAGUCACUGUGUAGCAGCAUAACUACUGUACUUAGUACAUUUGUAACUCCUCAACAGGAUUCUGGUCAGGACUGAGCUAGUUUAUGCAUUUCCUGCAGGAUUUGUUUUAAUUCAUUCAGCGGCACAUGUAGGAAAUACUGGGUGAGCUUCUCAGAUCGAGAAUUCCUAAUUCAUCCAAAAUUGUCUACAAGGGUGGCUGAGAUAGUGACACCUUUGCUUUCUGAUGAUUCAAUAUACAAAAUUUUUUGUUUCGUGCCCAAAAUUGUUUAAAAUGUUGUACAAAAUUGCCUUCAGGCUAUGUGCAUAAGGUGUAUACAAAAUAUCAGUGAUUUUGUGUUUUAGAUUUGAGUCUCAUCUCCAAGAUGUUUAUGUACAUAGAUGCAAAUACAAGCAUUCCAAAAUCCAAAAAAACUCCCGAAAUCCAAAACACUUCUGGUCCACAGCAUUUUAAAUAAGGGAUAUUCAACUUGUACUGUAUAUUCUGUAUCAAAUAUAAUCAAUUUCUUGGUAAAGCAACAAUCUUUGCAAGAUGAAAGAGAGGCAGCGUUGGCUGUUUUGGACUCAUUUAAGGGUUCACUCAAAGAAAUCAGUUCAUUAGAUGAAGGGCAGAACCUAGAUGUAACUUAUGAAUGAAUACUAACAACACUCUAAAGCAGUAAUUCGCAGACUUUGAUCCCCAAGUGUUUUAGAUUUCAGCCCCCAGAACUGAUGACUGACUUGGCCUUCUAAGAGCUGAAGCCCAAAAUACCCAGACGACCAAAGUUGAGAACCAGUGCCCUAAAUUACCACGAUUUCCCACACAGAGCCACUUGUGGAUAUUCUAGAAUAGGGAUGGGCAAAAUAUAACCCAAGGAUUGCCUAUGGCACACCCCAGUCUGUAAUAUAUCAUCUGGAUCCCCUCAACCCAAACACAAACAAAACAAUUCUAAGCAAAAAUGGUUUAUCAUGCUAGCCUCUAGCACAGUGAUUCUCAACCUGGGGUCCCCAGUUUUUUUGGUCUUCAACUCCCAGAAACCCUAACAGCUGGUAAACUGGCUGGGAUUUCUGGGAGUUGUAGGCCAAAAACAUCUGGGGACCCCAGGUUGAGAACCACUGCAGCAUUUGGUCAUUUAAAGGCCUUUUUGCCCCCGCAUACUUGUUUUAAUUUAUGAAUAGCUUUUAUUAAAUCAGAAGUGACUGGAAGAGGUCUCUAGUAGUGAUUAAGUCCCAUCACCCCCAGUUCUUAGGUGACUUACAGUAUGCAUAAGUGUGUGUUUACUUAUAUUCAUACAUAUACAUACCUACAUACACAGAUACAACUCUUUCUCGUUAGUUUCGUGAGAUCCUGAUGACUUCCUUCAAACAUAUGUAAGGUUUCCCCCCAUUUUCCUAGCAUGAACUAAUCUUGGUUUUGGCUAGAGUUUUAGCAUCAGUUCAAAAGGCUGAACACCCCUCUCCCAUGAGCUAAAUGAAUACUUGUCGUUCAGGCACGUCCAAAAGGAGGACACUGUGGUAAAAAUUCCCAUAUGCAUACAUUAGAUGUGGGCUAGUUAUCACUCUAUUUCCAUUGAACAGAGGGGUUUCAAAUUUAUCCCACAGAGGUUCAAAUGCAUUAGAGAUGCAUUUUGAGCUGUCAAGUUGAAACAGCCCUAAAUGGCAUUCUGUAGCAGACUCCUUUGUGAGUGUAUGAUUCAGUUUCCAUUAAAAGCCAUUUUGUCAAAAAAAUUCUUGACAGAUGAGAGCACAGGCCCAGAACUGCAUAUGGCCUUUGCCUCCAAUAAAUGUUGUUUUUAUUAUGUGUUUUAUUAUGUAGCCUUUUCUAAACUGUAACUAUUUUCUACAAAAGUAAAUGAAAGUGAGAUAAAACUGAAGACUUGAAUGUCAAAUGUUCAAUAAACUACUUUUUGAAUUGA
Anolis sagrei ordinatus is the source of this 5671-nucleotide messenger RNA. Lineage: Eukaryota; Metazoa; Chordata; Lepidosauria; Squamata; Anolidae. The record is from RefSeq and is a predicted model, not a curated record.